AUGUCAGCUCCUGAAUAUCAUUUGGAUCAUGCUCAGGGGGAUGAUGCCGAACGUGGGCUGUCCCUGGCGAGCGAAACCACCAAGCGACCCAGCGAUGCUCAAAAUAGACGAAAGACAAACCUUAAAUACUCUAACGAAGGUAUAGAACUGGUACCACAGCCCUCAGAUGAUCCACGCGAUCCAUUGAACUGGCCCAUGUCGAAAAAGGUUGCCAUUUUUGGAAUCAUGUGCUUUGGAACCUUUAUUGGGACUGCGACUGCCGUGGCGAAUGUACUCGCAAUUCCCGCGCAAGCAGAAGACUUUGGUAUUACCCCAGAGCAGUCUUCCUACUCGAUCUCUGCCGUACUGGGAGGUAUCGUGGUUGGGCCCGUCUUGCUCGUGGCUGCUGUGCGAGUGUUUGGCGUCAUGUCGUGCUGCUUCUGGAGCGAAAUCGCCGUGGUGGCGACAUCCAUUUGGUCGUCGCUGAGCACUGGGCCCGGCUCGUUCAACUCAUUCUGCGCAUCCCGUGCCAUUGCCGGGUUGUUUUGUCCUACGACACAGGUGUUUUCUGCUGGUGUGAUUGCUCAGGUCUUCUUUCUCCACCAGCGCGGGAGGGCCUUUGCCAUAUAUUCCACCAUUUACAUGGUCUCGUCAGUGGCGGGACCGACUUUCUCUGCGUUCAUAGUUCAGUACCACAGUUGGCCAAUCUGCUUUUGGUGGACGGUUGCUGCAAACGGCCUCUCGGCUAUCCUCUUCUUCAUCUUGGGCGAGGAAACUGGCUGGGACAGAGUUAACAACAGGCCACCAUCGUCAUCUCCCAUACCCAGAACAUGGAUCGGCAGGCGAUGUGCUUUGUUUUUCCCAGGCACGCGCGUUGCUGCGCCUGGCAAGAUGGCCAAUAUUAAAAUGUCGUAUACUGUCUUCGCCAAGGUCUUUGUCAGUCCUAUCUGCGUGUUAGCAGGUGUAUACAACCUGAUCAAUUACGGUUGGUUCGUCAUGGCUGGAGUCCAGAUACCCAUUAUUCUGGUCACGCCACGUAACAUGGGAGGAUUUGGAUUCUCGUCCAAUGCCACUGGCUAUUUCUACUUCUCGGCCUGGAUUGGAUCCCUGAUCGGAGUUGGCUAUGGUAUACUGAUCAACGACCGUUUGCCUCUAUGGAUCAAGACACGGCGCCGCGGUAUAUGGCAUCCAGAGUACAGGCUACACACCGCGUGGUUUCCAGGUCUCAUCGUCGAACCCAUCGGUCUAGGGCUGUUUGGCGCAGCCGUCUUUUACCAUCUCCAUUACAUGGUGCUUGCAGUAGCCGAAGGCAUGAUUGUCUUUGGUGCGACUGCGUGUAUCUCGCCCGCGGUAAACUAUGUCAUUGAGGUUUUCAAGAGUCAUCCACAAGAGGUGGGCACUGCUCUCAACGUGUACCGCGUCGCUUUCACCGUGGCCAUUCAGUUCUUCUAUGCGCCCUGGACUUUGAGGGUAGGAAUCAAUUGGGUCUGGGGCAUCGCUUCGUUCUGUACCCUCUUCUCAUGCGUGCUAAUCGCUAUCCUGGUCUGCAAGGGCAAGCAAUUGCGCAAGUGCAGCCUGCUUCCUGAUGAAGCAGCAGAAGAGGAGGAGGCACAACAGCGAGUCUUGGAGUCAGCUUAUGAUCCAAUAGUUGCUACCAAAAACGAGUAUGAUUAG
Pestalotiopsis fici W106-1 is the source of this 1653-nucleotide messenger RNA. RefSeq lists its product as uncharacterized. Gene Ontology annotation, molecular function: transmembrane transporter activity. Lineage: Eukaryota; Fungi; Ascomycota; Sordariomycetes; Amphisphaeriales; Sporocadaceae. The record is from RefSeq and is a predicted model, not a curated record. Bases 1 to 1653 code for a protein of 550 amino acids. Gene Ontology annotation, biological process: transmembrane transport. The transcript is spliced from 5 exons.